UGUGGCUAUCAGGGUAUUUUCUGGUGAUAUGUAAAUUUGUUUGAGUAUUUAUUAUUCAAAAUUUGAUACACAACAAUAAAAUCAAGUCAUUUCGAAAACACCAUAAAUGUUGAAUUUAAGAAACCGUGCAAUUCACACUCAUUUUUUCCACAAUCAUGGAUUUUCAUAUGAUGAAAUGUUUUUCUACGAUAUUUUUUGUAAAAAUAAAUUGUAAAAACUUGUUGAUUGAAAAUUUGUGAAAACCAAAUGUACAAUCUUAAUGUUUUUGUUUUCUAUCACGUAACUGAUUGAAAGAAGUGGGACAUAUUUUCGACAUUUGAUAUGUGUUGCAAAAAAUCAAAUUGAGGAUUAAAAAAAAUAGAAAGUUCCGUGCCACACUCCACUAAUUGGCAUAAUUCUCUUAUCAUUCUAUGCAUUAACUCUUAAGUCAACCACCAAAACUCAAAGUAUAUGCUUAUUUGCCAUAAUGUCUUUAGUUUCGUCGGUUUCGUCCUAAGUACGUUAAUGGACUCAUCAGUAAGGUUAUGUUAACGCACUCGCCUUAGAUUACAUCUCAUACACGGAAAAAAAAUUCUAUGAAAAUUUACUAUACAAGUAUCGUAAUCCUGGACCCGACUCGUUUUACUAAUCAACUGAUAACUUACGUUUACAGUCCUUAAUAACAAUAUGGAUUCUUCGAAUGAUACAAACCUAAAAAAUAAUCCUGUUAUGAAAGGAAAUAGGUUAGCGACAACAACCAAUGAUCAUAAAUUUUCUGAAGAAGUACAAAAAGUUACCCCAUCAAUUUCACCAACUACUUUAUUAGCAAAAAGUUCCGUUUUAUUGCCAACCGGAAUUGCACGUGUUAAGCAAUAUCCUGAGAAAAAGGCAGAUUUACUCAAAGAGUCUGCAACUCCUUCAAGUUCCUUUAGUUCUGCUACUGGCAAUCCUAGAAAUAAGACUGCACUUGCGCCCGGUCAUAGCCUUAUGGAUUGGAUCCGUCUUGGCUCCUCAAAUAUUGAUCUUACUGGGGUUGGUGGCAUUAGUCAAAUCGUCACAAUGACCGAACUUACUAAGCAUAAUCAAAGGAAUGAUGCAUGGAUUGCUAUUCGAGGUGUUGUAUUUAAUGUAACAAGAUAUAUGGAUUUUCAUCCGGGCGGAGUGGAGGAACUAAUGAAAGGUGUAGGAAAAGAUGCUACAAAGCUCUUUGAGAACGUUCAUGCAUGGGUCAAUUACCAGAGUAUUUUACGCAAAUGUAUCGUGGGCAAACUGAGUCGAGAAGGAAUAACAGAUUUACGUAACGUUGUUUUUGAUUGUAAUAAACAACUUGCAAAAAAAUGUUCUCUUACGAAUGACAAAUUAGUUAAUUCAUCAUUGGGAAUUCAAAGUGACUGGAAACAAACUACUGAUACUAUAUCAUUUGUGUAUAAAAUUUCUAAAGAUCAAUCAUUUCCUGGUUUCCAACUAAUACGAAUAAAUGAAAAAGAAUUCAACAUACAAAUCCGCACACGUAAUACUAUUACAAAACAUGAAUAUGAUCUUUGUAAUAGAGUACAAUGGCCACCUGUAUGGAACCAAAAUUUUGAAGCAGGAGAGAUAUCUUUUUGUUUUUCCAAAAUAAUCGGAGGGUUGUGGAAAUCUUAUGGAAGUCGGGUAACUGUAAGUAACACUAAACAAUUUGAAAAAGAUUAUAGGAACUGGGAAGUUGUCAGCAAUACACUACUGUGUGAAGCUGUUCAUCUUCUAGUUUUAAAGUCAAACAAUUAUAUGGAAAUAAUGGUAACUGGUCGACAUGUGGAAGCCAAAAUGAAUGUCAUGGAUACAGAAAUUUCAAGAUGUUAUACACCAGUACCUUUAUUUCUUCACUCUGAAAACAUAAUAUCAGAACAUAAACCCGACUAUUUGUACCUUAUAAUUAAACGAUAUAAUAAUGGAAUUUUAAGUCCAUCUAUAACAGCUCUUCAACAAGGACAAUCGUUAAGUUUAAGUAAUGGAUUAGGUACAUUUGUGGUUGAAUCUUUUGACAAGUAUUCUACUAUUCAUAUACUUGCUGCAGGUACUGGAAUAACUCCAAUGUUAAGUAUUAUCCACCGGGCCCUCAAUAAACGCAACAUAGUUGCCAUUAAUUUUCUUAAUUUCAACAAAAAUGAAGAGAAUAUUUUUUAUAGUCCACAACUAAAACAAAUUAGUACGGAUAUACGAUUGACCGUGACUGAUAUUUUAUCACAAGCUGAUGAUUCAUGGCAUGGCAAACGUGGAAUAGUAUCAGAAGUAUUAUUGAAAGAAUUAAUCGGUGAUCCUGUGGCAUUAAGCUGUAUAUUCAUAUGUGGCCCAAUUAUGUUUAUGAAUGUAGCAAAUGAAAUCCUCUUGAAAUUUGGAUGGGAAACAUCUCAAAUAUAUGAAUUUAAAGGAUAGGAAUAUUUUUUUUCAAUAAUUAUAAGAAAACAUUAUUCAUAGGUAUUUAAAUAAUUAUGGAAAAAUGGAUGAAAAAAAAAAAUAAACAGAAAACCAAAACAUUAAUUUUCAUAAAGAAUA
Messenger RNA from Microplitis mediator, 2514 nucleotides. RefSeq names its product cytochrome b5 reductase 4. The coding region runs from base 667 to 2394 and encodes 575 amino acids. Gene Ontology annotation, cellular component: endoplasmic reticulum. The record is from RefSeq and is a predicted model, not a curated record. Gene Ontology annotation, molecular function: heme binding; oxidoreductase activity. The transcript is spliced from 12 exons. Gene Ontology annotation, biological process: generation of precursor metabolites and energy; superoxide metabolic process. Lineage: Eukaryota; Metazoa; Arthropoda; Insecta; Hymenoptera; Braconidae.